AUGGCAGACAUUCGAAGUUUUUUUGCCCCCGAAGGCGUCGUGGCUAGCCAGGGGAAGGACAUCAGCAGCAGCAAGAGCAGCAAGAGCAGCAAGAGCAGCAGCACGAAGAGCAGCAGCAGCAGCAGCAGCAACAGCAGCAGCACGAGCAAACCCGCCGCUUCGAAGGCCCCAAAAAAGGCAGCAGCAGCAGAACAGCUGCGGGAUAAGAAGAAGACAGCAGCGGCAGCAGCAACAGCAGCAGCAGCAGCAAAGAAAGGCCGCCGCGCCUCCGACACCCCUCAGCAGCGAGGCCGGGGAAAGCGGGCCCGCAGCAGCAGCAGCAGCAGCAGCAGCGAAAGUGGAAGCAGUGAGGAAGCGAGUGAAGCCACCGUAGUGCAGAGCAGCAGCAGCAGCAGCAGCAGCAGCAGCGAUGAGGAGACAUUCAGCCCCCCCAAAGCCACCAAGCCUCGCAAAACGGGGCGGCUGCGCCGUGUGGUGCUGUCGGACAGCGAAGAGGAGAAUUCAGCUGCGGAGGGCGCCAAGAGCAGCAGCAACAAAGAGCAGCAGCAGCAGCAGCAGCAGCAGCAGCAGCAGCAGCAGAAGCAGUCCAAGAAGACCGGCACCCGCUGUGUGGUUUUGGAGCCCGGAGAAACUGACAGCGACGAAGAGACAAAGAAGAGCAGCAGCAAAGUCCCCAAGGUGACCCUGGACAGGUUUCUUAAGCCUGCUGCUGCUGCUGCUGGAAACAGCAAGCAGCAGCAGCAGCAGCAGCAGCAGCAGCAGCGGAGUAAGCCACAGAGGGUCGAGGUCGACGUCGACUCCUUCUUUGCUGCUGCUGUCAGCAAGGAAAUGCGGAAAACCAAAAAGCCGUUUCCUGCUGCUUCUGCUGCU
This is a messenger RNA of Eimeria tenella, 870 nucleotides long. RefSeq lists its product as uncharacterized. Lineage: Eukaryota; Apicomplexa; Conoidasida; Eucoccidiorida; Eimeriidae. The transcript has 2 exons. The record is from RefSeq and is a predicted model, not a curated record. The annotation marks the transcript as partial.